Hyalella azteca is the source of this 388-nucleotide messenger RNA. Its product is annotated as anaphase-promoting complex subunit 15-like. The coding region runs from base 74 to 388 and encodes 104 amino acids. The record is from RefSeq and is a predicted model, not a curated record. Gene Ontology annotation, biological process: regulation of mitotic cell cycle spindle assembly checkpoint. Gene Ontology annotation, cellular component: anaphase-promoting complex. The transcript is spliced from 3 exons. NCBI's taxonomy places the organism in Eukaryota, Metazoa, Arthropoda, Malacostraca, Amphipoda, Hyalellidae.
AUAUUUACUAAAUCUUUAGAUCUCGACUUCAAAAUUUUUUCACGUUCUCUUUGGAUCAUUCAUUUCAGACCCCAUGUCGCUGUACAGCCUGCAACUGUACCCUGAUCUGCAGCCCCGUAUGGUAGACCCGCUCUGGUUCGACGUCGACCGUCCCGUCGACAUGAACGCUGAGCUCAAGGAGCUGGAGCAGCAAGAGAAGGGCCGCCUGCUGGCUAUACAACAACACGGCAAAGACAUCCUCCCCAUCGGCAAGGCUACUCACGAUAACAGUGAUGACGAUGAUGACGAUGCCAAUGAUGAUGACUACGAUGACGAUGAUAAUGUCGAUGAUGAAGAAGAGGAUGAUGACUCAGAAAUGAAUGAUGAUUAUUCAGAGGCUAUUGAAUGA